AUGAGGCUGGGACCCAGCAGGGCAAGGCCUGGGAGACUGGGAGCAGAGCCCCUGCCUGAAGCCCAAAGGCUAUCGAGGGGCACCCCUGCGCCCCGGAGAACCAGCCCUCUCCACUCCCACAGGAAGCUCGCUUUCCAGGCCCCAGUAAGGCCUUUCCUCGCUCUGGUGUUUCUGGUUUCCAUCAAUCAAGUCAGAGCCUCUCUCCUUGAGGACACAACUCGGAAGUGGGCUGAGUACAAAGAGAUGUGUCUGAAAGAAUUACUCAAGAAACCUUCUGGUAUAUUUUGUAAUGGGACGUUUGAUAAAUAUGUGUGCUGGCCUCAUUCCUCUCCGGGAAAUGUCUCCGUUUCCUGUCCUACAUAUUUACCUUGGUGGCGUAAAGAGAACUCAGAAAGGGCCUACAGACGCUGUUUGGCUCAGGGUACUUGGCAGACGUGGGAGAACACCACGAAUAUUUGGCAGGAUGACUCGGAAUGCGACGAGAACCACAGCUUCAGGAAGAACGUGGAACAUCAGACCUUGCUGUCGACCUUGCAGCUGAUGUACACCGUGGGAUACUCCCUCUCCCUGGUCUCCCUUUUCCUGGCUCUAGCUCUCCUCCUGUCCCUUCGAAAACUCCACUGUACACGCAACUACAUCCACAUGAACUUGUUUGCGUCUUUCAUCCUGAGAGGCCUGUCUGUGCUGGUGAAGGACGUGGUCAUCUACAACUCUUACACCAAGAAGCCUGACGACUUGAACGGGUGGAUGUCCUUCAUACCGCAGGUCUCCACUUCCUGCCGUUCGGCCCAGGUUCUCCUGCACUACUGCGUGGGUGCCAAUUACUCGUGGCUGCUCGUUGAAGGCCUUUACCUUCACAUUCUGCUGGGUCCCACAUUGCUUUCUGAAAGGCGGCUAUGGCCCACAUACCUGCUGGUGGGUUGGGGCUUCCCUGUGCUAUCUGUCCUCCCUUGGGGUAUCGUCCGAGCUCAGCUGGAGAACACUGGGUGCUGGGGAACCAAUGGGAACAAGCUAAUCUGGUGGAUCAUCCGAGGACCUGUACUACUUUGUAUAACAGUCAAUUUCCUCAUCUUCCUGAAAAUUCUCAAGCUUAUCAUUUCUAAGCUCAAAGCCCAUAAAAUGUGCUUCAGAGAUUAUAAAUUCAGAUUGGCGAAAUCAACACUGGUCCUCAUUCCUUUAUUGGGUGUCCAUGAGAUCCUCUUCUCUUUCAUUACUGAUGAGCAAGUUCAAGGACUUUCAAAACUGAUACGGCUCUUCAUUCAGUUGGCACUGAGCUCGUUCCAUGGAUUACUCGUGGCCUUCCUGUACUGCUUUGCCAAUGAAGAGGUGAAGGCCGAGCUGAGGAAACACUGGAUCCGCUUCAUGCUGGUCCACCACUCAGGCUGCAGAACCUGGUUCCUGGGGAAGAACUUCAGGUUCCUGGGGAAGUGGCCCAAGAAGCUGUCAUUGGGAGAUGGCGCAGGGACACUGCAGAAAUUGCAGCUCUCACACAGUAGUGGUGAGCAGUUCCUGCAUGUCACUGAACGGGGCCUGCGCGAGCUGGACACCCGGUCCCACCGAGGCCACACUGCCUGGCCCCGGGGCAGCAGCCUGUCUGAGAGCAGCGAGGGAGACUUCACCCAGGCCAACACCAUGGAGGAGAUUCUAGAGGAGAGUGAGAUCUAG
Chrysochloris asiatica (Cape golden mole) is the source of this 1665-nucleotide messenger RNA. It is a transcript of the gene GLP2R, whose product is annotated as glucagon-like peptide 2 receptor. Gene Ontology annotation, molecular function: peptide hormone binding; glucagon receptor activity. The transcript has 13 exons. Gene Ontology annotation, cellular component: plasma membrane. The coding region runs from base 1 to 1665 and encodes 554 amino acids. The record is from RefSeq and is a predicted model, not a curated record. Gene Ontology annotation, biological process: cell surface receptor signaling pathway; adenylate cyclase-modulating G protein-coupled receptor signaling pathway. NCBI's taxonomy places the organism in Eukaryota, Metazoa, Chordata, Mammalia, Afrosoricida, Chrysochloridae.